Cuculus canorus (common cuckoo) is the source of this 4978-nucleotide messenger RNA. RefSeq names its product solute carrier family 22 member 23 (gene SLC22A23). Lineage: Eukaryota; Metazoa; Chordata; Aves; Cuculiformes; Cuculidae. Bases 501 to 2528 code for a protein of 675 amino acids. Gene Ontology annotation, cellular component: membrane. Gene Ontology annotation, biological process: transmembrane transport. The transcript has 11 exons. Gene Ontology annotation, molecular function: transmembrane transporter activity. The record is from RefSeq and is a predicted model, not a curated record.
UGUUGCAGGGUUUGGUUCGCAGGGUGGUUGGUUUGGUUUUUGGUUCGGUUUUUUUUUUUCCCCCCUCUUUUCUUCUCCUCCUCUCCUUCUCCCUCCCUCUCCUUUGGCCCAUCGCAUGCUCGGAUCCGGCUGGAUCCUUUCCUUUAUUUUCGGCGGUGCCUCUCGGAGGGGGAAGGGAGAGCUGGGAUGAGUGCAGCCUGACGCACCGCCGAGGGGAGGGGGGCACCGCCGGCAGCUGCGGCGGAAUCGUGGCCACCGGCUGCGGGCGAGGAAGCGAAGGGGCUCGCUCAGUGCUUUCCCCCUUUCUUCGCCCCUCUCCUUCCUCCCUUCCUUUCCUCCUUCCUUCCCCCAUCCGUCUCCUGCCGGGAGAGCGCGUGCAGUGUAUUAACACUGCAAGGUGUGCGUGAAGGAGAAAGGAGGGAAGGACUCUCCCGGGAGCCGGGGCUGCCCCGGUGUUCCCCCACCUUCUCUCUCUAUGUGACCCCCAUCCCCGCGGCUGGAUGGCGAUAGACCGGCGCCGGGAGGCUGGCGGCGGGGUCCGGCCGCUGCCGGAGGAGAACGGCUCUGUGCCGGGGGCUGCGGGGGGGAUCUCCGCCGCCGUCCCCCCGGGGCCACCCCCAGCCAGCGCCCCCGGGGCUGAGAUCCAGGCGGUGCCGCCGCCCCCCGCCGCCGCCUGCAGCCCCCUGCUCCUCGACUACGACGGCUCCGUGCUGCCCUUCCUCGGGGGGCUGGGCGGCGGGUACCAGCGCACCCUGGUGCUGCUCACCUGGGUGCCGGCCCUCUUCAUCGGCUUCAGCAAGUUCUCGGACUCCUUUCUCCUGGACCAGCCCGAUUUCUGGUGCCGGGAAGCGGACGGGCAGGGCAAUUGGAGCGGGUCCCUGGCUCCCAGCCAUUCCAACCGCAGCGGCAACAGCAGCUUCUUCCCCCCGGCCGGGCUGCCCACCCCCGCGGGGGGCAACGCCAGCGAGUGCGACUGCCACGAGUGGCACUACCGCAUCAGAGCCGGCCUCGUCCAAAACGUCGUGAGCAAGUGGGAUCUUGUUUGUGAUUCUGCCUGGAAAGUCCACAUUGCUAAAUUCUCCCUGCUGGUAGGAUUAAUCUUCGGCCACUUAAUAACAGGAUGUAUAGCUGACUGGGUUGGUCGACGGCCUGUACUGCUCUUCUCUGUCAUAUUCAUUUUGAUAUUCGGAUUGACUGUGGCACUCUCAGUGAACGUGACCAUGUUCAGCACACUCAGGUUUUUUGAGGGGUUUUGCCUGGCUGGAAUAGUCCUCUCCCUGUACGCACUGCGAAUAGAGCUCUGUCCUCCUGGGCACCGGUUCAUGAUCACCAUGGUGGCGAGCUUCAUCGAAAUGGCAGGGCAGUUCCUCAUGCCUGGGCUGGCUGCGCUCUGCAGGGACUGGCAGGUCCUUCAGGCUGUCAUCAUCUGUCCUUUCCUGCUGAUGCUGUUCUACUGGGUUAUUUUCCCAGAGUCCCUUCGGUGGCUGAUGGCUACACAACAGUUUGAGGCAUCCAAGGAACUGAUCCUUCAGUUCACGCACAAGAACAGAAUGAACACGGAAAGCGACAUCAAAGGAGUGGUGCCUGGGCAUAGGAUGGACGAAUCAGUGCAUAGGAUGGACGAUGCUGUGGGAAUGAAGCUGUUAUCUGUUCCUCAUUUGUUGCAGAAUUUGGAAGAGCUGGAAAAGGAGAUCACCAGGAGACCAAAGAAAGUCUGCAUUGUUAAAGUGGUGGGAACCAGGAACUUGUGGAAGAACAUCGUAGUAUUAUGUGUGAACUCGCUGACAGGUUACGGCAUACACCACUGUUUUGCAAAAAGCAUGAUGGGACAUGAAGGAAAGAUGGCAAUUACCCACAACUUCUAUGCGGACUACUACACCAUGGCUGGAAUUGCACUGGCAUCCUGCCUGGCCAUGUGCCCGGUGGUCGGGUUUCUGGGGAGGAGAGGAGGACUCCUGCUUUUCAUGAUCCUUACAGCUCUGGCAUCACUUCUACAGCUGGGCCUUCUCAACUUGAUUGGAAAAUACAGUCAACUUCCAGACUCAGGUAUGAGUGAUAGCGUCAAAGACAAAUUCUCUACUGCAUUUUCCAUCGUGGGUAUGUUUUCUUCUCAUGCGGUUGGAAGCCUCAGCGUGUUCUUCUGUGCUGAAAUCACACCCACGGUAAUCAGGGGAGGUGGGCUGGGGCUGGUCCUGGCCAGCGCAGGCUUCGGCCGCCUGACCGCCCCCAUCAUGGAGCUCCACAACCAGAAAGGCUACUUCCUCCACCAUGUCAUCUUCGCCUGCUGUACGCUCAUCUGCAUCAUCUGCAUCCUGCUGCUGCCGGAGAGCAAGAACCAGAACCUGCCUGAGAACAUCCCAGAUGGGGAACAUUACACCCGGCAGCCCCUCCUGCCGCACAAGAAGGGGGAGCAGCCCCUGCUCCUGACAAACUCUGAACUCAAAGAUUACUCUGGCCUCCAUGACUCAGCAGCUGUGAGUGAUGGGAUCUCGGAGAACACCACUGCCAACGGGAUGAAGUCAAUGUAACCGGGUGGAUUUUUCUUCCUUCUUUUUUUUUGGUUGGGUUUUUUUUUUCCCUUCUCUUUCUUUUGUAUUUUAUUUGAUGCUGUUGUGCAGGAGGAACAGCACUUUGGGCAAAGGUGUUUUGCACAGAUUUUACAAACCAGUGAUGGAGCAGACACAGACUUGGGAGAAUUCAACUCUGCUGCUAAAGCAACUUUUGGCAUCUUCAGCUGUUGUGCAGAUUGCUCUUGAAAAAGUCCUGGGGGAAAAGACUCAUCUGAGAAAAGACCUGGCUGGAGGUAGCCCUUCAGAACUCUUUUUUUCCUGCCAUUAAAUAUGUAUAUUUAUUUUGAUUUAUUCUCAAGAAGCACUUUAUUUCCUUGUCCUUUCAUAGAUUGCAAAAAUGAAGCCAUCUUAUUAGAAGAGGUGCAGCCAUUCCAAGAAAGAAACCAUGGGGGGGGGGGUGUGUUUUCUAUUUUGUUUUUGUGUUUCUUUAAGGGAAAGAGGUAUCCACCGCAAAGUUGAAUUGACUGAAAUUUAGACUUGUGCAACAUUCUUCUGCCUGUCUAGAAAGUCAAAGCGCCCAGGUUGUCUGCUGUGCUUGUAUACACCAAAAAAAAAAAAAAAAAAAAAAAAAAAAGAAGAAAGAAAGCAAAACCUGUUGUGACUCAAACUCUGACUGCAUUUCAGGCAGCUUAUGUUUGUUUUUAUAGCCCAUGUGCACUUAAAAGUUACUUUCUAAAUUAGUACCUUUUUUUUCCACCAAAUGCAGUGAAGAACAUCCUACCCAAACAAGCUGAUUUUUCAAUGAAAAUCAGCCUUCUGCAGUUUAAGAGUCCAUUACUCUAUUUCAGAAGUUCCCGCUGGUGUGUAAUAGUAAUGUAGAUGAUGUAAAUGAUGCAAAAAAUUAAUUUUGCUCGGAAUGGCUUUAAUUACCAGGAGGCCCAUACUCUUUGAGUGACUGCUCCAGGAGGAGAACAUAGACCAGCAAGGACAAAAACUUAAGGAGCAUGAGCUACAAUCUGUACAUUUAUUCCAAAAGGCAGCACAGCUGGGAUUCCUGCUCCUGGGAAAUGAGUGUCCUGGCAUUGCCUUACCUGGUUUGGGUUUUCAAUUUAAAUGGGCAAAAUGCUUAAAUGACUAUUGGAAAGGAAUGAAUUGAUAGCCUGUAAAUAAUGGCUUACGGUUUGCUAUUGGCCCAUUUGGGGCUUUUAAAGAAGUGAACUCACACAGGUUUCCCCUCUUCACCAACUGCUCUUGUAGGAUUUUCAUUCAGAAAAAAAAAGUUUAAUUAAAUUGGAUCAAUCCUACUCUAGGCUGAGCAAAGUGAACAUCGAAGUGUCUCCUAAUGUGCAGAUGGCACUUUGAUAGUGACCACUUGAAUUCUCUCCUCCAGUCCCCAUGCCAACUAUUUCCUUUGGCCAUUGGCUUUUGGUUCUCACUGUGUGAAUAUUGUGAGUAUCUAGUUCAAUGCAAGGACUUUGUAAACAAAGAGCUUUCUUGCAUUGUAGUUAACCUCCCUGCUCUCCCUCCCUCUUCUCCUUUGUCACUCAGGCCAUCCAUUUGUGAUUGCUCAGUAGUGCAGACGUUCAAACAAACAGAGCAGCAGGAUGUUGAUGUUGUAUUGAGUGUCUAUAUGAUUGCCACUUUGUUUGAUGUACAUCUUGCAUUCAUAUGUAUGGAAAGCGCUCAUUUGCACUUUCCGCCUCUGCCUUCCCUUCCCCUUCCUCCUUUGCUGUAUAUAUUGUCUAUUAACUACUGUACCUAACAAUUUCCAUCUUCCACUAGGCUGCCAAUGUCCUCAUACAGGCCCCAGUAAAUCAGAGAUACGUGCUCCCUGGCGGGCGAUGCAGUAAGUAGCGCAGCCUCAGACACUGACAAGUGCAAGGGGACAGGUAGACCUGCAGAAGCAACAGAGAUUAUCCUGUUCAGAGUAACAAUGUUGUCCUAAAGCUGCUAAUUUUUGUACAGAGGAUGUGGACAUUUAGGUUCUUUGUGAGCCUGGUAAGAAACACUGGACCAGUUGAUGGUAGUUUUGCCCAAAGUUAUACUACUGUGUUUAUUUCACCUUUGCUAUGCUGUCUGUGACAGCAAGAGCCCAAUCUUCCUUACGCUCGAGUUUUAUUGUGAAGCUGGAGCACAGCUGCUUCUCUUUUUUGUUCUGCGCUGAGACUUUAGCAGUCUGUGUUCACCUGAGGGAAAACCCAGGCCUUCCCCAUUCAUGCAGUAUUCACGUGCCAAAUUUGUGCAAUACCUUUUGCCUUCGAUACGAGAUGCUUGUUGCAAGUCAGACACAUUGGGUUGGGGGGAAGUGGGUUCACAACAAAAAACUGGAGAAGCAAAACCAGUCUUAAGGGAAGAGAAAAAGGGCCUGAAAGCAGAGGAGGAGGGGCGAGCACAGGGGUGGAGAGGCUCGCAUGGCAUCCUGCCAUCCAUUGUGCCGUGGAGCCAGCAGCUCCUUCAUCCAUGGUCUC